Messenger RNA from Angiostrongylus costaricensis, 312 nucleotides. The record is from the annotation of a GenBank genome assembly. NCBI's taxonomy places the organism in Eukaryota, Metazoa, Nematoda, Chromadorea, Rhabditida, Metastrongylidae.
AUGUUUGGAAGCUCUAUUAUUGACUUAGCAGCCCAACUCCAAAAUUUUGUCAUUGCUACCUUAAUCUAUGCAGCUAUCGUCGGUGAAUGGUCGCCAAAUGAAUUGCACACAAGGUCAACAUCAUGCGCGAACGGUUGCCUGGCUAUAAAUCUCACGAUGUUGCACAUGGCAGGUUCUAUGAGUGCCGCGAAGAAAAAGGCCGUUAUCAUCAGAGAGUACAUCGAGGAGCUCACAGCUUCCACGUUGCUGGUGGGAGAAUCACAGCUCGCUGAAUUUCUAGCAGCUCUAAGGUGUAUGAUUCGGACAUCGUGA